AAGACAAAUUGCCAUAAAAAUAUUUACUAUUUGUGAAAAAAGAAAAAAUUGUAUUAAGAGCAAAUGCUGGCAAAGGAUUUUCCACCUGGUUUUUUUAAAUAAAAUAUAUGAGGAUUAUUAUCUUAUUCCUAGCUAAAAAAAUUGGGAAAUGUUUGACAGCAGUGCGCUAGCGGAUCAAAAGUUCUUUAGACGAAAGUAAAGUAACCGAAGUAUAAUUUAAAUUUUGUGGUUGUGUUAAAUAUAAAAAGCAAAACAAUGAAGGCGGCUAUUGCGAAUAGCGGAAAGGCGGGAGGUGGUAAUAAUUUUUUUAUUGGAUCACCAGUGAAUACUGAACAUUUGUCUAAGAUGCAAAUACAACGAACGGAUUAUUCAAGCAUUCGUGGAAAAAAUGUCUUGGUUAGUCCUACAGAGGAGCAAUAUGAUUUACUGAAAAAACGUUUGGAAGAACGCACCCAGGAUAGUCGUGGUGAAACUAUCUACGAAAUUGGUGUAGGGGAAGAUGGGGGUGAACAUGGUUUAGACGAGGACGAGUACCAAGCUUCAGUCGCUACAAUGCAAUCAUUAGCUACCACCUUAAAUGCCGAUAUGGUACUAUUGAAGCAACGUAAAGUGGAAAAGGGCUUAACGGCUCAAUAUUUGAUCAGAAAACGUGUGGACAUGUCCGAUUUCAUGGAAAUCCGAGUGGCUGUGGUGGGGAAUGUGGACGCCGGCAAGUCCACUUUACUGGGAGUUUUGACCCAUGGAGAAUUGGAUAAUGGCCGAGGACAUGCUAGGCAACGUUUGUUUCGCCAUAAACAUGAAAUGGAAAGUGGUCGUACUAGUUCCGUGGGCAACGAUAUCCUAGGCUUUGAUAGCAUUGGCAAUGUGGUCAAUAAGCCAGAUCAUGGAACAUUGGACUGGGUGAAAAUCUGCGAAAAGUCUGCUAAAGUUAUUACUUUUAUCGAUUUGGCUGGCCAUGAGCGAUACUUAAAGACUACUGUAUUUGGUAUGACUGGUCACGCCCCCGAUUUUGGCAUGUUAAUGAUAGGUGCCAACGCAGGUGUAGUGGGAACUACCAAAGAGCAUUUAGGCUUGGCUUUGGCAUUGUCGGUACCGGUCUUUGUGGUGGUCACUAAAAUUGAUAUGUGUCCUCCUAAUGUUUUGCAAGAUAAUUUGAAAUUGCUUUUCAAGAUUCUAAAAUCCCAAGGUUGCCGAAAGGUGCCCGUCAUGGUAAAGACUCCGGAUGAGGUUGUGUUAAGUGCCACAAACUUCGUUUCAGAACGUUUGUGUCCCAUAUUUCAAGUAUCCAACGUUACUGGGGAGAAUUUGGAUUUAUUAAAAAUGUUUUUGAAUUUAUUGACUACGCGUAUGUCGGGUCAAGAUGAUUUACCAGCGGAAUUUCAAAUAGAUGAUACUUAUUCCGUACCCGGAGUUGGUACAGUAGUUUCUGGCACUUGUUUGCAGGGAUUGAUUAAAUUGAAUGACGUUUUAAUGCUGGGUCCAGAUCCGUUAGGUAAUUUUAUGCCCAUCGCAGUCAAGAGUAUCCAUCGUAAGCGUAUGAAUGUGAAAGAGGUGCGAGGCGGUCAAACUGCUAGCUUUGCAUUAAAGAAAAUUAAACGAUCUCAAAUACGAAAGGGCAUGGUUAUGGUCAGUCCCGAAAUAAAGCCUCAGGCCUGCUGGGAAUUUGAAGGAGAAAUUCUAGUUUUGCACCAUCCCACCACAAUUUCAUCUCGUUAUCAAGCAAUGGUACAUUGCGGCAGUAUCCGUCAAACUGCGUCUAUUGUAACUAUGUCCAAAGAAUGCCUUCGCACUGGCGAUAAAGCUCAUGUUAAGUUUCGCUUUAUUAAACAUCCCGAAUACAUACGACCUGGUCAACGUAUGGUUUUUCGUGAAGGACGAACAAAAGCAGUGGGAAAUGUCUUGAAGCCCAUCACCAAUUCAGUGGCAGCUCAGCAUCGUCCAAAGCCCAAUAAAAUGCAGGCGCGGGUUCAAGGCCAAGGCUCGCACGGCAAACAAAAUCAAAAUCCUAAUGUGCAAGCAGCUACUAAUAACAUGAGCAAUAAAAGUCAUAACAUGGAUCAUGAUUUCAGCAAUAAGGCAACUAAAGCUGAAGGAGUACUAGAAUUAAGUGCAGAUAAACGUGAUAUGGCUCGAAACAGUGCGAAGAGGGGUCAUAAGAGAUUUGCCGCCAAUACAACGGCUCCAAACAUGGAAUCGAAUGCCUCAACAAUUUCACAAACGAGCGCCAAUUCUACACAUAUCGCUGCCAAAGUGCAGUAAAACUGAAUAAUUACAAUCAUAUCGAAUGUUGGCAAGAAGAAUUUUUUCAACUUUUUAAAAGGUAGGAGAGAAAGUGCCGAGUUUUUUGGUGCAACAAAACGUGUACAAACCACAAGUUUUUUAAAGGACUCAUGAAUAUAUAGAACAGAUUAAAAUACUAUUUUGCUACGUAUGAAAUAAUGAAAUAUCACAGAGCAGAUGUUAAUAAGAGAAUAUGUAUAAAGCAUAUGUAUGUAAAAAUAAUUGUAGAAAA
Molecule: messenger RNA, 2512 nt
Organism: Glossina fuscipes
Lineage: Eukaryota; Metazoa; Arthropoda; Insecta; Diptera; Glossinidae
Gene: GTPBP1
Product: GTP-binding protein 1
Exons: 7
Coding region: 256-2259 (667 amino acids)
Biological process (GO): translational elongation
Molecular function (GO): GTPase activity; translation elongation factor activity; GTP binding
Source: RefSeq, a predicted model, not a curated record